Nannospalax galili (Upper Galilee mountains blind mole rat) is the source of this 2606-nucleotide messenger RNA. RefSeq names its product ADP-ribosylarginine hydrolase (gene Adprh). NCBI's taxonomy places the organism in Eukaryota, Metazoa, Chordata, Mammalia, Rodentia, Spalacidae. Gene Ontology annotation, biological process: protein de-ADP-ribosylation. The record is from RefSeq and is a predicted model, not a curated record. The transcript has 4 exons. Bases 725 to 1813 code for a protein of 362 amino acids. Gene Ontology annotation, molecular function: magnesium ion binding; ADP-ribosylarginine-[protein] hydrolase activity.
UGCAGGACGGGUCGCACCCCGCCAUCCGGCUCUCUUCUCUGGAGGCUCACAGCUCCUCAGAGUGGCCACCAAGACCUCCCAGGAGCCGGCGGCAGCUGCUUUGCCUCCCCCUCUUUCCCCUCUUCCACCCAGGGUCAGAAAAACACAGGACAGCCGGGAAGCAGACUUUAAUUUUGAGUGUAUAGUUCGGUUGCUAUGUGACCCGGAAAGUUUAGAGCCGGUUAAGGAAUAAUGACGUCCUAAAGUCGGGGACUAGAGCUGUAUGGAUGCAUGUGCCAAGCUGAGAACGAAUUUCACUGGGAAAAUGAUGCCUGGCCGCUUCUUCCAGGGACUUGCAACUCCAAAAACACACGCUGGAGUGGAACCAGAAACAAUCGCAGAAAGGAAACCUAGACCCUUGGGAAGGAGGGCGGCCUAAGGAGGAAUGGGGUCUUAGAAAAUGCACAUACAGGGAAGCCCGUGUUUUGCCAGGGAUUUAAAUUUUGGUAGGCAUUUCAGUUGAGAACCAAUACUAUAGAACUCUAACCAUAUAGAAGAAAAGCAAUUCAGGUCAGACAGUGUCUUAAAAAAAAAAAAACAAAAAAACAAAAAACUAGGCCAAGAUAGGCCUUUAUCAAACGUCUACAGUCCACAUCCUCUUCCACUGCCUAGUGAGCCAAGAAACUCAGCAUGAUCAGUAAGAAGCACCUUAAUUGCCCCAUAAGACAGCUGUGCCAGCCCCAACAUGUGUGGGGGACUGACUGAGAGGUAUGUGGCUGCUAUGGUGCUAAGUGCAGCUGGAGAUGCCUUGGGGUACUUCAACGGAAAGUGGGAGUUCCUUCAGGAUGGGGAGAAGAUACACCAGCAGUUGGCCCAGAUGGGUGACUUGGAAGCCAUAGAUGUGGCACGGUGGAGAGUCAGUGAUGACACAGUGAUGCACUUGGCCACAGCAGAAGCCCUCCUGGAAGCCGGCAAAGCCUCGGACUUGACUCGACUCUAUUCCCUCCUAGCUAAACAUUAUCAAGACUGCAUGGAAGACAUGGAUGGCCGGGCACCAGGUGGUGCCUCCAUGCAGAAUGCUAUGCAACUGGAUCCCAACAAGGUCAAUGGCUGGAGGAUUCCCUUCAACAACCAUGAGGGUGGCUGUGGGGCUGCCAUGCGUGCCAUGUGCAUCGGUCUGAGGUUCCCUCACCCCAACCAACUGGACACACUGAUCCAAGUGAGCAUUGAGAGCGGCCGGAUGACCCACCACCACCCAACAGGCUAUCUGGGAGCCCUGGCAUCGGCUCUUUUCACAGCCUAUGCUGUGAAUGGCAAACCACCACGACAGUGGGGAAAAGGACUCAUGGAGGUGCUACUGGAAGCUAAAAAGUACAUUGUCCAGGCAGGCUACUUUGUGGAGGAAAAUCUUCAACACUGGUCCUACUUCCAAAAUCAAUGGGAAAAGUACCUGAAACUUAGAGGGAUUUUGGAUGGCAAGUCGGCCCCCACCUUCCCUCUGCCCUUUGGUGUAAAGGAGAGGGAUCAGUUCUACAUCUCCCUGAGCUACUCUGGCUGGGGUGGCAGCAGCGGACAUGAUGCUCCCAUGAUUGCCUAUGAUGCCGUCCUUGCUGCAGGGGACUCCUGGAAGGAGCUUGCCUACAGAGCCUUUUUCCAUGGUGGAGACAGUGAUUCCACAGCAGCCAUUGCCGGCUGCUGGUGGGGGGUUAUGCAUGGUUUUAAAGGAGUAAAUCCCUUGAACUAUGAGAAACUGGAGUACAGACUCCGGCUGGAAGAGACAGCCAGGGCUUUGUUUUCUCUGGUGUCGAAGGAAGACACUGCAGUUGAUCUCUAGGGAGAUAAGAAGUUCAUUUCUGGUGGUUUCUUAUUCCUGCAGUCCUACUCACUUUUCAGUGUUUCCCAAGAGUCUUAACCUUAUACUCAGGGAGUUUUGAGAAAGGAGUCCCUUGGGCCCUUUGUGCUCAGUCUUUCCAGACUCUUCUUGCUCUCGCUGAAUUCAUCCCUCUUCCUGUAUCUGAGAAUCUUUUUCAUCUGUGUUGAUGGGGUCAGUGCUUCCCAUCCCAGAAAUCUCAUAGCUUCACAGUCCUAAUUUUUAUCAUCUAUUUGUUCUAAAAGGUUUUUUUGUUUGUUUUUCUUCAAUUGGGUUCCCACCUGCCCAAAGUGGACUCUGAGGCAAAGAUCUGAUUCAAGAAGUUCAUCUGAGAGGCAAUUCCAAGAAGCAUCAGUAGGAGAAUGGGGAAGUGAGCCAAGGAGGGAAGGGACUACACGGGGUGUACAAAAGAACAGGUUUCCCUGUGAGCAACUGGGGUGCCAUCUUUCUGGGUCCUCUGCCUGAGGCUGUUCUCAGAGUUGUCCUGCCAAAAGGCCAAGCCAGUCUGGAGUAUGUAUCCACCCACUUUCCCCCUAAGUGGUUAAGGACCACCAGGGGAUGAGGGAUGCUGACUUCCUGCUACUUCUCAGCUUGCCUUUUAUGUGAGCUGAACAUGAGAAUAUCUUCGGGUCAAGACCCAGAUACUUGCACUGACAAGCUGUAGGGUGUGUGAGGACAGGGAGGCGAGCACAAUGGAAGUCCUAAGAGUGCUAGCUGUUUUGCCUCCAAAUGUACUAUCUUGCUCCCCCCCCCUCCC